CUGAAGAAAUUUUAAGGAGUUGAAUGAAUGUCAUACAGACCUCUGCCUAUGGCUGCUAAAUCAAAGCUUUACAGUUUUAUGUGAAGAAUUAAAAAUAUAUAGGAGUAUGUAAAGAAAUGUUGUAACUGUAAAUGGAAGUAACUUUUCUCUAUUUUGUUCAAUUAUAAAGUAUGAAUUUAGACCCUCCAGCCCCUGCAUGGGUUUUAGUUUCCAAUCUUGUAACUAUAAAAUCUAACUUUAGGCCCCAAGACUAUAAUAUAACUUAGUAAAUUUAUGGAACAUGUUGAUACAGGUACAAAAAUGUCAGCAAAACUGAUGUACGCCAGAGUUGGAUUAAGCAUCCAGAGUGCGCCACCUCGUCAAACUAAGACAAUGGAAGAACUUUUUCCUGCACCUGACAGGUUUAUAAAUUACAGAUGCAUUCAGCGUAAACAAUUCAUGUGAUUGAUAAACUCAUAUUAUCAACCUUGACACAGAAAUAGUUUGUUGUACAAGCAAACAAUCAGGGAUUAGAAGAAAGUUCCAGUCGUAAAGCUUGCGGUUAGGAGGCGUAUACUAUUUACCUUGAACGCAUCUGUCAAACUAGAAGAUCGUGACGUAAUAUAAAACUUCAACUCAACUGCAACCUUUACAAUGCAUUGGAUACUAUCCCCCGAGCCGCCUGUGCCCACACUUGCAGUGCCUCUAGUUGAAGACCUCAUCUCUAGCCAGGAAUUUAUUUCUGCAGAGAAUCCAAUUGCUCGGAUGAAGCAAAAAUUAAUGAUAAAUGAGCAAGAAAUCCAACAGAUUGCCUGUCUUACCACUGGUCAAAAGGAAAAUUGCAUGUGGUCAUCUGUUAGGAAGAAAAGAUCAACAGCUUCAAACUUUGGUUGUGUUUUGGCAGCGAUCAAGAGAAAUAGAUAUCCUGUCUCCUUAUACAAAAGAUUAUGCUCAGCUUAUGAUCUGUCAAAGAAGGAUGCCAUUAUUUGGGGGACGUGCAAUGAAAAAGUCGCAAUUGAAAAGUAUAGAACUUUUGGGGAUGCAGUUGUAGAGCCAAUAGGUAUCUGGCUACACUGUAAUGGGGUUCUUGGGUCAAGCCCGGAUGGACUCAUUCGUCGUCCUGCUGCAUUCGGAUUCAGCUAUCAGAAUCCAGGACUCGCUGACAUAUUAGAGAUGUCAAACGUUAAGCCAGAAAUACUGGAGGUGAAAUGCCCCUUUUCAGCAAAGAAUAUGACAAUUCCAGAAGCUAUUGAAAAAGUACACGAUUUCUGCCUAGAGGUUCAGGAUUUUAAUGGAGUCAAGUCCUUCAAGCUAUGAGAGAACCACCAAUAC
Molecule: messenger RNA, 1311 nt
Organism: Saccostrea cuccullata (small rock oyster)
Lineage: Eukaryota; Metazoa; Mollusca; Bivalvia; Ostreida; Ostreidae
Exons: 7
Coding region: 634-1296 (220 amino acids)
Source: RefSeq, a predicted model, not a curated record